Perca flavescens (yellow perch) is the source of this 2381-nucleotide messenger RNA. RefSeq names its product ralA binding protein 1 (gene ralbp1). NCBI's taxonomy places the organism in Eukaryota, Metazoa, Chordata, Actinopteri, Perciformes, Percidae. The record is from RefSeq and is a predicted model, not a curated record. Gene Ontology annotation, cellular component: membrane. Gene Ontology annotation, biological process: endocytosis; small GTPase-mediated signal transduction; positive regulation of GTPase activity. Bases 157 to 2154 code for a protein of 665 amino acids. The transcript is spliced from 10 exons. Gene Ontology annotation, molecular function: GTPase activator activity; small GTPase binding.
UCCUAUCAAGCACUUUGGCUGUGGCGCAAGCGCAGAUGGGUUUAUUUAGUGUAGAGACAACCGGAAGCUCCACUCUGAAAUUGACCGAACGGGAUAGUUCUUGGUGUGAUGGAGAGGUGAUGUGCCAGUCAGAGGAGUGAUAAGGCCAGAGCAGCCAUGACUGAGUGCUUCCUGCCCCCCAGCAGCAGCAGCCCUGCAGAGCAGCGCAGGGCUGAGCACCCAGGGGGCGUGGCCCGCACCCCCAGCUCUGAGGAGAUCAGUCCCACCAAGUUCCCCGGCUUGUACCGCACCGGCGAACCGUCGCCGCCUCAUGAUGGCCAUCACCACGAGGCACCUGACGCCUACGUCUCAGACGAUGACAAAGAGCACAGCAAGAAGAAGAACAAGUUCAAGAAGAAGGAGAAAAGGACGGAAGGCUACGCCGCUUUCCAGGAGGACAGUUCAGCAGACGAAGCAGAAAGCCCGUCCAAAAUGAAGCGCUCCAAGGGGAUCCAUGUGUUCAAGAAGCCCAGCUUCUCCAAGAAGAAGGAGAAGGACUUCAAGGUAAAGGAGAAGGGCCCCAAGGAGGACAAAGCUAAGGAUAAGAAAUCUAAGGACCUGACGGCUGCAGAUGUGGUUAAACAAUGGAAGGAGAAGAAGAAGAAGAAGAAACCGGCAACAGAGGCCGAGCCAGUCCCAGUGGAGAUCCCCACCUUCAGGCCCAUCUUUGGAGCACCUCUGACUGAAGCUGUCAAGAGGACGGCUCUGUAUGAUGGCAUCCAGCUGCCAGCCGUCUUCAGAGAAUGUUUGGACUACAUUGAAAGUUAUGGCAUGAAGUGUGAAGGCAUCUACCGGGUUUCAGGUAUGAAGUCCAAGGUGGAUGAAUUGAAGGCAGCAUAUGACCGUGAGGAGUGCCCCUGCCUGGAGGAGUAUGACCCCCACACGGUUGCCAGCCUACUGAAGCAGUACCUACGCGAGCUGCCAGAUAACCUGUUGGGCCGAGAUCUGGCCCAGCGCUUCGAGGACGCCUGCGGUCGGCAGGUGGAGGCGGAGAAGAUGGCGGAGUUCCAGAGGCUGCUGACCGAGGUGUCGCCGGAGAGCCGACUUCUUCUUUCCUGGCUUAUCACGCACAUGGACCACGUCAUCGCCAGGGAGGCGGACACCAAGAUGAAUAUUCAGAAUAUCUCCAUUGUCCUUAACCCAACCAUACAGAUUGGGAACCGUGUUCUUUACAUGUUCUUCACACACGUGAGGGAGCUGUUUGGAGACGUAGUCCUGAAGCCGGUGGUGCGGCCACUCCGCUGGUCCAACAUGGCAACCAUGCCGGCGCUGCCUGAGACCCAGGAGAACAUCAAAGAGGAGAUCCGACGACAGGAGUUCCUGCUGAACUGCCUGCACAGGGACCUGCAGGCAGGGGUGAAGGACUUAUCUAAAGAAGAGCGGCUCUGGGAGGUUCAGAGAAUCCUGACGGCGCUAAAACGCAAACUGAGGGAGGCCAAACGACAGGAGUGUGAGAGUAAGAUAGCCCAGGAGAUAGCAAGCCUCUCAAAGGAGGAUGUUUCAAAAGAGGAAAUGACUGAGAAUGAAGAGGAAGUCAUUAACCUCCUCUUAGCACAGGAAAAUGAGAUCCUAACAGAGCAGGAGGAGCUGAUCUCUCUUGAGCAGGUGCUUCGUAGACAGAUUGCUACUGAGAAGGAAGAAAUCGAGAGACUGCGAGCAGAGAUUGCAGACAUACAGAGCGUUGUAUUCCUCAGCCGGCAGCAGGGGCGCAGUGAGACAGAGGAAUAUUCGUCAGACAGUGAAAGUGAGAGUGAAGAUGAAGAAGAGCUGCAGAUGAUUCUGGAAGACCUGCAGAAGCAAAAUGAGGAACUGGAGAACAAAAAUACCCACCUGAACCAGGCCAUCCACGAGGAGCAGGAAGCCAUCUUGGAGCUCCGUGUUCAGCUUCGCCUCCUGCACAGCCACAAACUGCAGCAGGAACUGACCGUCCAGCCGCCGGUGGAGCAGGCCCCGCCCACACAGCCCAGCCCAGAGCCCCGCACCGAGGAGCAGACCAAAUGUUUGGUUGCCGCGGUGGCUGCCGGUGCAGACGCCGCUGCCUCCGUCAAUGGCAAGGCAGCUAAGGAUCCUUCAAAGCCCUCACCGAACAAAGACAGGAGGGACACCAACAUGUGAAAUAUCAUCUCAGUGAUGCGUUUGGUGGCUCGGUGCUGCCAUACGUCUCUACCGCUGGUCAGUUGUCCUGUAGCGUCACUCGUCAUCCACUGGAGAUUUCACUUUGCUGGAUCCAUGAGUUCAUUAGUAAUUGUGGCAGCCAUGGAAAAAUCUGUUAUACCGUCUUUGGCGUCCUGACCCUUUUUAGCAGGAAUCAAAAACCUUGUUUCUCAUUUUUCGAUGCAAAA